Cryptococcus amylolentus CBS 6039 is the source of this 6406-nucleotide messenger RNA. RefSeq lists its product as hypothetical. Gene Ontology annotation, biological process: phosphorylation; detection of visible light; phosphorelay signal transduction system. The record is from RefSeq and is a predicted model, not a curated record. Gene Ontology annotation, molecular function: protein binding; phosphorelay sensor kinase activity. The transcript has 9 exons. Bases 225 to 5924 code for a protein of 1899 amino acids. Lineage: Eukaryota; Fungi; Basidiomycota; Tremellomycetes; Tremellales; Cryptococcaceae.
UCCAAACCUCUCGGCAUCAAUCCACAUCUCCCAAUCGCCACUUUUCUCACUUGUAUCUCUCUACCACCCUCACCCAUCAGCAACACAACACAUUCCCGACUGAUCUUCCCAGAAACGCCCCUCGCCGCUCCGCCCCUUGCGCUUCUUUCGUCAUCUGGCGGCGACUUGGCUACCAUUCUUGAGGCAAUCAUAUCAUAAUCCGACCACGGCGGCCCCGUGGGAUCAUGUCAAAGAUACCACCAAGCACUCCCGACGCUGAACGCUCUCCUUCUCCAUCUCAUGACGACUCUCAAUCCUUUACAACGAUCGCAGACACCUCCUACUUCUCCCCCCAUCGCGAAGACCGACCGGGGCAUAUCGCUGCCCCCGCCUACUCUCCCUUGGGCUCCCCCUCCGGCCCUCUGAGUCCUGCCCACAGUGCUUCAAGUUUUGUCUUUCCCAUACGCUCCGUCUACCAGGGCAUGGUCACGUCUGAUUCUCAAAGAUCGGAUGGGUCCGACCCGCCCCGCAAAUCGUCGGGGAACAGCACCCAGUCGUAUCAAUCGGGCAAGUCUGCUCUUCCGCCUGGGUGGGAACGUGAUCGUCUCGAGGACCCCGACGCUGGUAUCCAAUCUAUUGUGCAGCUGUUGCAGCAGGGCCAACAGGGGCAGCAGAGUCAGCAGGGCCAACAGGGGCAACAGAGUCAGCAGGGUCAACAGGGACAGGAGAGCCAGCAGGGUCAACAGAUCCAGCAGGACGGCAGCGACACUCAUUCAAUGCUACCCCGGCAACAGCAGGCGGGUGCCGCUACCUACCACAGCAAGCACGAUCGGGAACGAAAUACAUCAAGUGGCGGCGGGGACGGCAUGUCGGCGCCAUCGCAGUAUGGAGACUCAACCGCUGUAGGCGAUCUCAGUACGCCUUAUUCGACAGAGGAGGAUGGAAGGAGGCCGAGUCUAGCGUUUGUUGAAGCGCUGGCUGGUCUCGAGCUGGGUGGGGAUGGGAAUGGAAAAGAGGAGGAUGCCAAGAAGGAAGAGACGGAGAGACCGGCUUCCGAUGGGGGAGAGAGACCGAAUCUGGGGCACUCUGGCAGUGGCGAGACUGUUAAACAGGUGUUUGACGGCGGCCACGCGAUCCACAAUCCUGUGUCAACACCCGACGCCAGCGCCGGGCCAAGCUCUGCCUCGCACAAUUAUCGUCAUUUUCCCAAUGAAGAUGCCCCCAGUCAAGCUACCCCCGUCGCCGACGCUCACACCUCCCCUCGCCGCUUCUCAUCAAUCAAACAAAAGCGCGGCUCACCAACACAACAACCAGGCGUCGAGCUACAACAUCCCAUACCACAACGCCCCUCUUCCCCAUCAUCAAAGGCGAACAAGGCGGCUGAAAAGAGCCGAAAAGCGCGAGGUACAUCUUCGCAUGGUUCAAAAGUCAGUAUCGACGUUGACGAGUCUGGUGUCCGCUCGUUGAUCAGUGAUCUGAGCGGUAUCGUGCGACUGGGUGACGUGGGAUCCUACAAUGGGUCAAAGACGGGCACGGGCACAAAGGGUACCUCUGGUACGGAUGGCAGUGUCGAGCAUUCUGGGUUCAAUUCUGCCAACGCGGACCACGUCCAUGGCAGAGCCGAAUCGCAUGGCUCGGGUCCUCGGUCAAAGAGGGCAAAGUUUACUGCACGCCAGAAUAGUGUACGCGACUUUGUGCAAGAUCAGGCCCAGACGACCAACUUGCAAGACCCGAAUGCUCCCACUCCCUCUCCGACCCCACAUGCGAUUGAAGAGGCGAGCGAGGAGGAGGAGGGAGAUGGGAAGACGCCAUCUCAACUGGAAGAGGAAUUGUCGCUGCCUGCGACGCCUUCAAAGCUGCAUCAGCCGUUAGGGAGUGAGCGGACGGCCGGAGAGAGUCAACCGGCGGCUGCUGGUGUUUCUGGGGAUCCGGACGCCCCGGAUGAGCCAGCAGUGACGAUGCGUUUCGAGCAUGUUGCUACCGAGGAAGGGCACCAUAUCGUCGCCGGUCGAGAAGGGACUUUGAAAAAGUGUGAGGAUGAGCCGAUUACGACGCCGGGCGCUGUGCAGGGUUUCGGAGUGUUGUUGGUAUUGGAAGAGGAUGAGGAGACUGGGGACAUGCCUAUCAGACAAGUUUCAGAGAAUUCUACCGAAAUCCUGGGACUGUCGCCAAAGUACCUUUUCCAACUCGAUUGCUUCACCCGCCUUCUGGCAACCGAUCAAGAAGAUAAUCUUCGGGACACUCUUGAUUACCUCCCUGCUCUGGACCGAUCCUCAGGCGAGACUGCCAUAGAAGAUGACGGACCGUCCGUCUUCCUUCUUUCUGGCUUUGGCGAGCCCGGCAGCGAGGAAGAUGGCGAAGAAGGUGACAGCAUUGGUUCGAGUGCAGGCGGCAAGAGAAGAGAAUGGACAUGCUGGGUGGCGGCGCACAGGCCGGGACACAAAAACUGGACUAAAAAGGACGCGGAUGGGAAAGACGUGCCGCCGCCGAAUCUCAUCAUCCUCGAGUUUGAGCUCGAAAGAGAUGUCUACAACCCUCUUUUCAAUUCCGGUGAAUCCUCUACUGCUCCCACUUCCGCUGCUUCUCCUGCUCGACCUUCGACUCCUGAUUCUGGAAACACAGCUAGCAACAACAGCGGCAGCGCUCGUACUGGCGGUGACCGAUCGCUCGACAGUCUUGCGGGUAACGGUGCCGGACCUCGCGCCGGUGGCUCAAAAGGCUCAUCAUCAACAGUCAGCGAAUUCACGACCGUCGCCCGACCUCACUCAUCCAGUCAAACUUCCUUCACCAGCAUGCCCCCGCAUCCCGACGACCCCAUGGGUCUAGAAGGGCUGGACAUGGACAUGUCUCCCGAGCGCAUGAUGGAAUCGACCACAAACCAUGCCAAGCCGCUUCGUGCGUUGGAAAGGAUGAGGGGAAAGGCCUCGGAGGCGGUUGAGGAAAGGAACAAACGCACAGGCAGACUGCCUCGUCCCCGAACAGGGACCUCGACGGGGACGAUGGAUAUCUUUGCUGUCCUCGGUCAGAUCAAUGACCAGCUCGGGUCCGCGCCCGACCUUGACACAUUUCUCAAGGUCACUGUCGGUCUGGUACAAGAUGUCUGCCGGUUUCAUAGAGUCUUGAUCUAUCAGUUUGACGAGCAGAUGAACGGGCUAGUCGUCUCUGAGCUCGUUGAGUGGGGCAAAACGACAGAUUUGUAUCGGGGGCUCAGAUUCCCUGCGGCGGAUAUUCCACCGCAGGCGAGAGAACUGUACAAGAUCAACAAGGUGCGAAUGUUGUAUGACCGUAGUCUGACGACGGCGCGAAUGGUGCUGCGACACAAGGAGGACUUGGAUUAUCCGCUGGAUAUGACACAUUGUUAUCUGCGCGCGAUGAGUCCUAUCCAUCUCAAAUACCUUGCCAAUAUGGGUGUUCGCUCAUCAAUGUCUGUUUCCAUCAUGGCGUUUGGUCAGCUCUGGGGUUUGAUCGCUUGUCAUUCUUAUGGCCAACACGGCAUGCGUGUAUCGUUCCCGGUCAGGCAAAUGCUCCGUAUCUUGUCAGACUCGAUAUCAAAAAAUAUCGAGAGGCUGAGUUAUGCGCAGAGACUUCAUACGAGAAAGCUUAUCUCUACCGUCCCUUCACCGGCGCACCCUACUGGUUAUAUCGUCAGCAAUGCGGAUGACCUUCUGCAAAUAUUUGACGCAGAUGCUGGAUUGUUGGUCAUUGGUGAUGGCUGUAAACUUCUUGGGCAGAACGGCCAAGGCCAUGCCAUGUUGGCGAUUGCUGAGUAUCUUCGUAUCAUGAAGUUUGGCACAAUUAAAUACACCUCCUCCAUUGUCCGAGACUACCCCGACCUUCUUCUUCCCCGAGCUCCCGAUACCAUCGCAGGCCUGCUCUAUAUCCCUCUCACCGCCAAAGCAGGCCAAGAUUUUAUCGUGUUCUUGAGAAAGGGCCAAGUGCGCGACGUCCAAUGGGCCGGAAAGCCCUUCAAGGACGAGGAAUCAGGAAAGGCCGCGAGCUUGGAGCCGAGGAAGAGUUUCAAAACUUGGACUCAGCGAGUCACGGGAACCAGUCGAGUGUGGACGGACGAUCAGCUCGAGUCGGCCGGCGUGCUGGCCCUCAUCUAUGGCAAGUUUAUUCAGGUGUGGAGAGAAAAGCAGUCUGCUAUGGUCUCAAACCAGCUUACUGCCAUCCUCUUGUCCAACACGAGCCAUGCCGUCCGCACGCCGCUUAGCCAGAUCAUCAAUACCCUGGAGCUGGCUUUGGCCGGCGAUGUCGAUGCCGACGUGCGCAAAAUGUUGGAGAACAGUCACCAGGCGUCUCGAGCUCUUCUCUUCCACGUGCACGACUUGCUUGACUUGACUCGUAUCGAGACGGGCAACGAGACGGCCUUCAACGAUCCGUUCGACCUUCGCCAGUCCAUCUCUGAAGCUGUUCGCCUCUAUGAGACGGAACUGAUCCGCAGAGGCAUCGAUUUCCGAGUCAAGAUUGGCGAUGGUCUGCCUCAAUUCGUUAUUGGCGAUGCUCGAAAGAUCCGUACCGUCAUCUCCAACCUCGUCGCCAAUUCGGUCAAGUUUACACCUAAAGGCUUUAUCGAGGUGUAUUGCGGUCUACGGUCACACGACAACGGUUCCAGUACUGGCUUAUCGUUGGACAAUUCUGUAAACAUCGAGAUCGUCAUCAGCGACUCUGGUUGUGGAAUCCCCAAUGAAAAGCUCGAAGAAAUCUUUGUCACUCUUGAGGGUGCUGAAGAGGGUAUACAGAAGAAUUCUGGUGUGGGCUUGGGCCUGGCAGUCGUCGCUCGUAUCGUCGAACAGCUUGAGGGUCAGCUUCGAGCUGAAUCGGAGGUCGGAGUAGGAACGAGAUUCUUCUUCCACCUUCCCAUGGCUAUUCACGACCCAUCCAAACCCAGAUCUCGCUCAUCUCAUGCCGGCUCAAGUCAGCACGCCUCCCGAGCAGACAGCUCUAGCUCCAAAUCCCUGGUAUCUCUGCGCUCAGAUGGUUCGGGCGUGCCGGAAAUCGACUCUUUCGUGCAGGAUCUCCAGGGCAGCCAUAUGGAACACGCACCAGAGGACGACGAGCGUUUGGAGGCUGCGAGGAAGAGGAUGAGUGAGCCUGGAGUGUUCCCUGUCACCGACUCGAGUUGGCCCAUCAGGCCUUCAAGAAUGUCUACCGAAGCGCAGUCUGUCAGUCCUACAUCCAUGUCACCCGACAAUAGCGUCCCCAAGCGAAAAUCCCCAAGGCCACUCCUGGCUCGCGAUAGCCGCUCAGCCAAGCGUCUUACUUCUGGCGAUCCCAAGACCGAUACGCCUGUCCCUCAAUCAUCAGUCGAUGGUGCCUCCUCCCUGCCUCCACAUCGCAACAAGGUCGGUCCUACGGGAAAGACUCUGAUGCGUAUCAUGGUCGUGGAGGAUGAUGCGAUCAACUCGACGAUUCUGCAGAAGCGGUUGAGGAUGGACAAGCAUUCCGUGAUUGCGGUCACCAAUGGGCAAGAAUGUGUAGACUUUUUGAAGAGGGAUAGGGAUAUCGAUGCGAUUCUGAUGGACAUCCAAAUGCCUAUUAUGGAUGGCCGAACCGCUGCUUCUGAAAUUCGCAAGCUGGAAAGCGAGGGCAAGCCUCAAAUAGAGGUCGGCUCCUUUACUGUCGACGGCCGAAUUCCAAUCUUCGCCGUAUCGGCAAGCUUGUAUGAGUCUGACAGGAGCAAUCUGGCGAAGAAUUUCGACGGGUGGCUGCUCAAGCCUCUUGAUUUCGCUCGAGUGCGCGAGAUAUUACAGGGAUUGGAGUCUUCCAAGAAGAGGAAGGAGAAUGUGUAUCAGCAAGGUCAAUGGGAGAAGGGUGGAUACUUCAGAAAACCUUCAUCGCAUGCUCCUUCGCCAGCUGCUUCAACACCAUCCAAUUCGUCGCCGUCUGUCCCAACGCUGUCUGCUUCGAAGCCAUCGUCUUCAUCGCCUGCUCAGACUAGCUGAGGGCGAAUAGAAAGUAGCUUGAUUCUUUGGUUCCUUUGUCUUCGAUUCGUAUUGUGGUUUGUCACAAGUGUAUUCUGUAUCUGUUACGUGGUGGGGUGGGGAGUUUAGUAACGUAUCAAUCAACGUUGUUGCGAUAGACGUGGCAGUAUCAUCUUUUUAUCAUCUCUUUUCGGGUUGUUUCAUCUUAGCAUUUUCAUCUUUCAUCACUUAUAGAAUAUUCAUAUAGUCGUGGCAAAAAUUCUAAUUGCUCAUUGGGGCAACAUCUUCAUGCACGUUGCCAUGGCCUUGAGCCCUUGUUUUGACCUCAAAAUUCCCCCGCCAAAUACCCAUAAUGAUGCCAAGGGGCUGGAUCUGACGGCUCUGAUACAGGUCUUCGCAGAUACAAGUGUACGUACUUAUAUUUGGGAGGAGCCGCAGGCUCUCGCCCGGCCGCAUGCACCCGGCUUCACUGCUCAACAGCACACGAGUUACCUGGCGUCGAG